Molecule: messenger RNA, 1915 nt
Organism: Pezoporus occidentalis (night parrot)
Lineage: Eukaryota; Metazoa; Chordata; Aves; Psittaciformes; Psittacidae
Gene: ZNHIT6
Product: zinc finger HIT-type containing 6
Exons: 10
Coding region: 152-1024 (290 amino acids)
Biological process (GO): maturation of LSU-rRNA from tricistronic rRNA transcript (SSU-rRNA, 5.8S rRNA, LSU-rRNA); box C/D snoRNP assembly; snoRNA localization
Cellular component (GO): pre-snoRNP complex; nucleus
Source: RefSeq, a predicted model, not a curated record
UGUGAAAGAGCCGGCAGCAGGCCCCUCCCAGCGAGGCCCUUCUCGGGGGCCUCGGCGCUCCGAGUGCCGCCAGGCGGCGCUGCCGCCCAGGAAAGGACGCUGCUGGGCCCGCCCCGCCAGGCUCCGCGUGGGGAGGUGGUGCCGCUCGGCAAUGGCGGAGCGGGAGGGCCUUCACAGCGCUCGUCUGCCGGCGGGCGGGCGGAAGAUAUCCCUGCAGAGGUGUGAAACAUGUAGUCAAGAGGAAGCUAAGUACAGGUGUCCACGAUGCAUGAAAUAUUCGUGCAGUCUGUUGUGUGUGAAGAAGCAUAAGCUUGCAUUAAGCUGUAAUGGAGUCAGGGAUAAAACAGCAUUUGUCUCCGUAAAUGAAUUUACCGACUUGAAUCUUUUGAGUGAUUAUAGAUUCCUGGAAGAUGUAGGAAGGGCGGCUGAUGCUGCUGCUCGACAUCUUACUGUGCAUAAUCCAACAGCAAAAAAACUUUUGUAUGGCUUGAGAAACAAAGCUCGAAAGUGUGACAUUGACCUGAGAACACUGCCUGUUGGAUUUACAAAGAGAAGAGAAAAUUCAACCACCUUCAAUUACAUAGAGAAAAAGUUCUACUGGCACUUGAAGCUCAUAUUUCCUCACUCUCAUGCUGAAUACAUUUUAAAAGGGGUGCCUGAUGAUAAAACACUUGCUGAUAUCCUUAAGCCAUACAUCAAUCCAGUGGAGUCAGAUCCUGUAAUUUGUCAAAGAUUAAAAAUCUAUACAGUGUCUCCUCAGUCAGAUGUACAAAUUUUAAUGAAAAUAGAAAACAGGAAACAAAACUCUGUCAGGUACUAUGAACUGGAUGCCAGAAGAAGCCUUCUAGACAAUUUGAAAGGCAAAGUAAUAAUUGAGUAUCCAACAUUUUUUGUGGUCUUGAAAACAUUGAAGAAUGACAUGGUGAUUCUUGGCCAAGAUGCCAGUGAACCUGCAGAGAACUCGGACAGUGAAAGUUCAUCCCUUUCAUCUGUGGAAGAAGGGGAAAUUCGGGACAGUUCAUGACAGUUCUUUGGGAAAAGAGGGUGGAAUGAGCAUUUUGGUUGGGGGGGGGGGGGGGGGGGGGGGGCUGUUUUUGUUUUGAUGGUUUUAAAUUUAAUUAAUUUUAUAUAUAUAAAAAACUGCCUUUUCAGAACUUUGGUUUGGCUUUCUUCACUAAAGGCAACACUUCCAAACUGCCUGCCUAUUUUGGGAUUUAGUAAUGGAUAUUUAGGGAUGUAAAUAAAGAGAUGGGGAAUUUCUGGUUCCAGAAACAACAUUAUAUUCUGAUUUAAACGCACACUUUUGUCCAUGUAUCUUUAAUAAAUCAGCCACCCAAAUUUAAAAUUUCCAGGUUAUCCUCAACAACGUAUUUUUUCCUUUUGUCCUAACAGCUCAGUGACUGAUUUCCAAGUUUAAAUACCUGAUAACGUAUUUGUAUUUAUAUAUGGAUUCAAGUCUUAAUGCUUAAAUGAACAUUAGAUUAAUUUCCUUUUUGGGGUAUUUCUGUGUCAUGCUGAGCUGCUGCGAAUGAUUUUACUUUGCUUUUGAGUUUAAUCUGUGGUGAAAUUCUGGGUGCCUGGUACAGUCCAUUGGUUUUUAUUAUUAUUGCUUUUUCUUACUUGGUUGCAUCUUGUUUGAUGCGUUAAGGACAGCUCAAACUAUGUUUUCAGGGUGGCAUCUUGUUGUAUGUUUAAUCUUCUACCCUGAUCUUCUAAGUCAGCAUGGGGUUUAAAAUCAAUAGAAAUGGAUACUGAGAGUGUCAGUAAUGCUAACAUACUGGACUUCUGAACAGUGCUUAUGUUAUGCAUCUCCUAUUAGUAGUUUACCUACUGAAGCCAGGUAUUUCAAAUAGUUACUGGAAUAUCAACUGAAUUUACCUACUUAAAAGAAAAUAAACCUUAAGAAAAUAAAAAA